AUGGACCCGCUGGUCGCUGCGGUCUUCGGAACCAUUGUGGGCGCAGCCAGUGUCUUGGGAAACGCUCCUCUGGAUGGGAUCGAGACCCGGAUGCGGGGCCUGGAGCAGCACAAAUGCGGAACACACCGGCCUACGGCUGCAGAUCCUGAGGAAGGAGGGGCUCAAGGACCUCUACAACGGCACUGUCCCCCGCCUGGGCCGCUGGACCGCGUCUCCCUGGAUGUGACCAGGGAUAAGGGUAACAGUAUUUAUCCUCUACCAGGCGGUGGAGAAGCUGCACAACAGUGUGGAGGACGGACUAAGCCCAGAGGGGUCAUGAGGGAACCCCCCAGGCACCUCCAGAGCGGCCACCACCCUUGUCUCACAUGA
This is a messenger RNA of Pongo pygmaeus (Bornean orangutan), 369 nucleotides long. Its product is annotated as tricarboxylate transport protein A, mitochondrial-like. The record is from RefSeq and is a predicted model, not a curated record. Bases 1 to 369 code for a protein of 122 amino acids. Lineage: Eukaryota; Metazoa; Chordata; Mammalia; Primates; Hominidae. The transcript has a single exon.